Micropterus salmoides (largemouth bass) is the source of this 3024-nucleotide messenger RNA. It is a transcript of the gene tpd52, whose product is annotated as tumor protein D52. The record is from RefSeq and is a predicted model, not a curated record. NCBI's taxonomy places the organism in Eukaryota, Metazoa, Chordata, Actinopteri, Centrarchiformes, Centrarchidae. Gene Ontology annotation, biological process: B cell differentiation. The transcript is spliced from 7 exons. Gene Ontology annotation, cellular component: cytoplasm. Bases 127 to 843 code for a protein of 238 amino acids.
CGAGGAAUCGCAGAGCCAGCACGCGCCUGGAUCACAUGCAGACAAUCAGCAGUUGGUUUUUACUUAGGUAGUGGUGGUAGGGAGGUGGUAGUCGCUCUGACAAACAGCACACUACAAGCUAUAAACAUGGAGCCCCUGGAGGAAUACCACUCUCCGUUUGACUUUGAGCAAGGAGUCAACACCAGCUACCUCUACCUCUCCCCGGCCUACAGCGACACACCGCCCAGCUCGCCAGCUGUCAAAAGCAGAGGUUCCCAGCAGCAUCCGGACUCAGUCCCAGAGAUGGGGGAAGAUGCGGUGACGUCUGUGGGCCCUUCUUUGUCUCCCCCUGCCAUGACAGAGGAGGAGCGGCAGGAGCUACAAGAUGAGUUGGUCAAGGUUGAGGAUGAGAUCCUGACUCUGUCCCAAGUGCUGGCAGCCAAGGAGAAGCAGUUGGCGGACAUUAAGAGGAAGCUGGGCAUCACACCUCUCAAUGAGCUGAAACAGAACAUCACCAAAACCUGGCAGGAGGUCACCACCUCCACUGCCUAUAGGAGGACAUCUGAAACACUGUCUCAGGCCAGUCUGAAGGCCACAGCGGCGUUCUCCAACGUGGGCUCAGCUAUCAGCCGGAAGCUCGAGGAUGUCAGCAUUCGCUCAUUACAACACUCGGCUAGUAUGCCUGCCAUGAGGAAUGCUCCAACUUUCAAGUCAUUUGAGGAGAAAGUGGAGACUUUGAAGACCAAGAUGACUCCAUCUGUGUCCGGUAAUUCCGAUGACAAGGACAGCAGCAGUCUCACCACUCCUGAGUCUUUGCUCGAUCAGCCUGAAGACUCACCCCCCCAGGAGACGCCAAUGAACUGAGACCUGCCUAACUCCCUCCUGACCUCCCAGGGGCCCCUCCCUUGACCUUCUAACCCCUGGACCGUCAACACUCCCUCUAAACUCUUGUUUGCCAGUCUCCCUUUAUUGGAAACAAAUGACUUACCCCAGCCUUCCUUGUGAUCUAAUUGUCUGUUCUUUUUGUCUGACACGUGCGCUCACUUGUUAACCGGUGUGGAAACAGAAAGCGUGGGGUGGGUGCAGACAUGUGGUCUUGUGCUGAUGGUAUAGUUUUGAGUCCAUUCUGGCUCACUGUGGGAGAAAUCCUCCCUGCUGUAGGACUUUUCUUUUCUCCUUUUACUUUUCCUGCUGCACUCCUUUCUUCGCCUAUGCCUAACAGCAAAGCUCAGAUGCCAAACAUGCUCCUAGUUUAUUUUUUCUUUAUCAAAUUAACAACUUUUCACAUUUUACAAUUUGUUUGAGUGUAGAUAAUUGCACAAAUAUAGAAGGAUUUACACUUACAAAGUUGAUUAGAGUAAGACUUAUCCUCUUUUUAUGUGACCCAGGCAGGUGUUGGCUUAUUGCUUCUGCAUGGCUCUUAAUUUAUGUUGGAGUUGUUAUUAUUACAAUCACUUGUUUUGUCUGCCUCCAUUUGGAGGACAUUCUUUGUUUACUAUGGGUUGCCAUUUUUGGGCCAAUCUGAUUUCCGUUUUCUUCAUUAUAUACAUUUUAGAACACCACAAUCAGAAAGUAGUCUAACACUGUGUUAAGAAUAUGAAUGUAUGUAGGUACAACACUCUGUUUAAUUCAACCCACGGUACUGAGCUGCUGCUGUGUGUCAUGUCCAACCCCAAAGCUGGUAUUUCCAAACACACUUCAGAAUAAAAACCAUCCCCUUUUCCAUUGUUAAGAGUCUGUCAGACAAUGAUCUACACGCUUAGAUAGUUGCUGAAGAACGGCCAAGAUCAGCAUAACAGAGCAAACACGCAGGCAGGGUUCAGCCUUGACCCGAGGUGAGAGUGAAAUAAACGUCUCUUUCAGAGCCAGGGUCAAUAUUUGAACGCUUGUCCAUUGUUUCUGGGCUGGAGGUAACACCUAGCCUCCUUAUCUGAAAUACAGAUAAAAGCAAGGCAAGAGACGACACUGGAUGUUAUUUUAUACACUGAUACAGGAUAAUAAUGUAGAAGAGUAGGUUUACCUUAACUUUACUCUAAUGUGCAAUUUUCUUGUUUUAGCCAUGUGGCUCUGUGGGAAUUCUAAUAACUUUGUGUUUACUGCUAAUUAACAAAUGUUAGUAUGUGAACUGGCUAAGAUGGUACAUUCAACAUGGUAAACAUUGUCUGCUUACUAUCGUGUUAGCAUUUAGCUCAAAGCACCACAGUGCCUAAGUGCAGCCUCACAAAGCUGCUAGCAUGGCAGUAGUCUACUGAGUCUUUUUGUUUUGAGGAGUUUCUAGGAAAUAUCACAAAAUGAUCAAAGUCUGCUUUUUUUAUAGUCUCUGCAAACUGCAGGAUUAUAUACAGUGUUUUCUGAAAAUACUGCUUUCAUACAGACCAAACACCCUUUCUAAAUGAAGUUAAAUAUAUGAAUAUGGGUAGUGUCAGUGGUACAUUUUCAAUCACAGAACAAAUCUCUUGAGUUAGCUUUACAAUCCCAUUCUGCUUUAUGAUUAUAUCCUAGAAACUAUUAAACUACUGAACAAGUUACUCUCAUCUGACUAAUAUGCACAUAUCUACUGAUUGAGGUUGAAUAAAACUUGAAGGGCAAAUGGAGCCAUUCCGAACACAGCUAAGACUUCCACACACAUUUCUGACACUUCCAUGCUUUGGCAGUACCAGCCUGGUACAAGUCUGCUAGUGGACGACUGGCUAAACAUGAAUGUGAGUCAUUAGUAAUGGAUCAUGUCCUGGGAGAACACCACAUGAAAAUAGAGGGUUUUUUUCUGGUGUUAGGGUUGUUUUUUUUUAACCAACCAUGACACAACAGUAUUUCCUAUUCUGAGUUAACAUUAAUGGAUUUUUAACAGUACUCCUCAUUCAACAUCACUUUCCAGCCGUGAUCUAUUUCACUGAGAGAAGUCCUUACAGCCUUUCAUCUCAGACAUGAGGGUUUAUUUGUAUUUAGUCACACACAUAACACACACACUGGAUUUGUUUGUUCUUUAAUUGGAACCAUGGAGUGAAGAAAUGUACUCAAAUUAAAAAUACCUCUGAAAUAACCUUA